AGCAGAGAGAGCUCCGGGGUAGAGAGGAAGGGAAGUAAGAGCCGGGGAGCAGAAACUUCCUUGUUCACGCUCUCUGGUGCCUUGCUCUGCAGACUUCCUCUGGCCUCAGUCACUUCCUUCUGCACCGGGAGCGAGCAGCAGCAGCGAGCAGCAGCGGCGGCCGCCCCCAGCCGAGAAACACCCGGCUCAGCGCGCACCCCCCGCCGCCCCGAGAUAUGAGCCACGGUUGCUGAAGUGGAGCCCAGGGAACGUGAGCCGGGAUGCAGAGCAUAAAGUGCGUGGUGGUGGGUGAUGGGGCGGUGGGGAAGACCUGCCUCUUGAUCUGCUACACCACCAAUGCCUUCCCCAAGGAGUACAUCCCCACCGUCUUCGACAACUACAGCGCCCAGAACACAGUGGACGGCAGGACUAUUAACUUAAAUCUGUGGGACACGGCAGGCCAGGAGGAGUACGACCGGCUCCGGACGCUUUCCUACCCCCAGACUAACGUCUUCAUCAUCUGCUUCUCCAUAGCCAGCCCGUCCUCCUACGAGAACGUGAAACACAAGUGGUACCCGGAGGUCUGCCACCACUGCCCCAACGUGCCCAUCCUCCUCGUGGGGACGAAGAAGGAUCUGAGAAACAAUCCCGACACCAUAAAGAAGCUAAAGGAGCAGAACCAGAUGCCCGUCACCACCCAGCAGGGGGUCAACCUCUCCAAGCAGAUCCACGCCGUCAAGUACAUGGAGUGCUCCGCCCUCAACCAGGAAGGCAUCAAGGAGGUCUUCACGGAGGCCGUGCGAGCUGUCCUCAACCCUGCCCCAGUGAAACCUAAAAAGCCCUGCAUCCUUUUGUGAAGAGGACUCCAGAAACCAAAGCGUGCAGCUGGGCUUGGUGGCCGCUUGGGGUGGGGGAGGGUGCCUUAGAACCCAGAGACGAUCCUGCCCUUGUCCCUCUGCUCCCAGUGAAGCUAGUAUGUACAGCCCUUCUCUCUCCAGAUGCUUCCCAGCUGUCUGACCCAGGACACGGCAAGGGACAUCCUGCCUCCAUUGUACCCAGCAUGCCCCAACCCCACUCCCCAAGCCUUGCAUCCUUCCAGUGAAGGUGCAAUUGGACAGCUGGAUGCCACGAAACCAAGGCUGUUCUCGAUAAUAAUAAACCACGUUUGCACUAAUACGUAGAUUGUCUUGGAUCACAUUUUUUGGGGGGAGGGGUAACCCUGAUAUGUCAUUAGAUGGUUUCCCCUCCCCUUUGAUGUGACCCCAAGGUGUCCCUGGUCCCAUCAUGUUCUUGGGACCUGGGUACGUAGCUCACUUGGGGAUGAAUGGCUUCUACUUCUUGGUCAGCCAUUCAGAUGGCCACUAAAAUGAAAUCGCUGCACUGCAAACCCCUGUCCUGAGAAGCGAGUGCUCGGACGGCAUCUGCAACCACUUGUGCCACCUCCUUGGCCUUUGGUCCUCCAAACCCAUCAGUUACAGGGAUGGAAGGAAACCAGGAACCUUACUCAGUGCUAAAACACGCCCGCCCUCCAGGAGCGGUGGCUGCUUUGGUUGUUUGAUGGGCCACUGAGCCAUCCUGCACAGCCGACAGAACUGGAGUAAUUGCUGAAUUACAGGUUGAAGUUCAUCAGCUGCCAAAGAAGCAAGUGCCUUGGGGUCCCUUUGUCACAUUGAAGACCUGCUAGUGUUUCCACGGGAUUGACUUUUGAUUUGCCGGGCGAAGGAAACUAUAGAAACUUUUUCUGAUUGUCUUCUCCUGGCUUCCUCAACAUUCCUUCUUCUCUGAGUCCCACACAGCCCUUCGCUGAUAGAGACCACCUGGCCACACGGCAUGUUUGGAAAGGCUACCCCUGCAUGAAGAUGCAUUUGACAAAUCCCACCUGUUUACAAAGAGAAGGCAUUUGUGCUUACAGGGGGGCGGGGCCUGUACUUCUGUUUUUUUUUCUAUGGAGUUUUUGUGUUCUGAGAUGGCCCCAUUUGCAGAGCCACAUUUACAGAGCCGGAGGCUAUGACCGCGCUGGCUACACACAUCCUCUUCCACGGCUAGAAUAAGGCGGCCUGCACCUCCCCACGCGGGUCACCUCUUUACAAAGAGCACCACGCUUUGCAGAGCACAGGUGCAUUUUGCUGCUUGCAUUGAGAUCAUGGACCGGUUCCUCCUUCCGCACCCAGCCACCUCUUUUAACAAGACCACGUGUCUUCUUCCUGGGGACCAGACCUGCCCAAACUGCUUCAGAAACUGCCUACUCUACUGGUCUCCUGCUUAAUGAGCUACAGCCUAGUCACCUAGUGUUUAUUUGAAAUGGGCAGUGCUGUGAAGACCACGUGCCCAGCAGGGUGAUCUUGAAGACUUCAGUGAAGGCCUUCAGGGAAGUGUCUCUCCUCCUUCUUGUCCUGUUUCCCUCAGCUGCCCUUUGACUCCUGCUGCAUCACAGCACAGCUUGUCCCAACUGAAACCUCUGCACAGUACAGCCUGAAUCAUGGUGCUUGGUCCUGCCCUGCGUGCAUGGGACUGGACUAGAAGACCUUGCGAGGUCCCUUCCAGUCCUACCAUCCUAUAUUUCUAUGAUCAUCUCGCUGCUCCACGUUCUGAUUCAAGCUCAGCAUUCAGACCUGGCCCCUUGUUCCAGCAGAGGCAAAGAAUUGUCACCAAAUGUCGCUAAAAGGAAAAGAGCCUCAGAGAGGUUGGAAGGGGGUUCAGUUUCAUCCCACUGAUAUUAAAUGGCAUGGUAGCAAAAGGCAGAGUGGAGGUGAUUUUCUUUUUUGGAGAUUGCAACAGAACGCUGGGAAGAGGGAACAGCUCGUGGGACAGCCUGGAACUCCAUGGGUCUCUCUAGGCACCAGGGUCUGUCUCCCCUCAUCCCUCCCACCACAUCUUUCUUGCCUUUGCAAGGCUCACAGCUGACUGCCUGACCAGGGCGGGUGGAGGGGGCAGCGCAGCUCGUUGGCCCCGGUGAUGGCUGAAUAAAGAUGCAAGAAAUUACUGGCCAGCAGCAUGUCCCGUGAGAUCCUGACCGGGAGGGCCUGGCCCCUUUAGUUAGUGAGGUCAGAUAAGGAAGCUGAGACCAGUGGGAAUGUCCUGCGAUGGCAGGGAAGCACUAUCAAAAUGCAAGCGGUCUGCUCCCUCUUUCACCCGGGGUCAAGCAGCCGCUGUGAGCCGAGGGCUCCCGUCCUGCUAGGCUGCAGCCCUCUCCGUUGAAUGCAGAGGAGAGGUUCUGGUGGAAGGGUGUUCAUUGCACGUGCCACACGGAGAAUUCGAGUGGUGCUGGCGGUGGGUUUCCACUAAAUUUCUGCCCCCUUUCGUAGCGCGAAGCGGCGAAUAAUUAGCCCCAUCCAGCUAACGCAGCACUGACGAGCAUCCGGCGGGCUUAGCCAGCCUUGCCAUCGAUAGCGGCUGGAGGCCUGGGCGGUGUUAUCUGUGCUGAGCCCGAUUCAGCCAUGGAUGUUAAUGACGUUCCAGCAGGGGUGCAGCUGGCACAAUGGGCCGUUCUCCUUUCACUGCAGAUUCCAGAGGCUGGGGCCCCUGGUUCAAAUCCCUGGGCAGGUCUUCCCAGAAACCAGCGUUUGCUCUGAACCCAUCUCAGUAAACGUCUUCCACCACGAAGGGUGAGGUGCUGCCGAGGAAACCUCCAUCUCUCUCUCCAGGCAGACUGCUGGUGGGACCCAAAGACUUUGCGUGUGACCGCGAUGAGUCAGCGCACAGAGCGAUAACUUCAGAAGAGAAAGUAGCUCGUAACAGGUCAGCGCUGGGCUUAGAAUGCCAGCCUUCUGCUCCACCCCUGGAGAACGCGCCCCUAGGGUGACCACAUGUCCUGAUUUUAUAGGGACUGUCCCGAUAUUCGGGGCUUCGACUUAUAUAGGUGCCUAUUACCCCCACCCCCGUCCCGAUUUUUCACACUUGCUGUCUGGUCACCCUAGCGCCCCCUGAGCUAAAGGAGAAUCCAGGUUAGCAGGCUGAGAAUCGGCGCUCGUGUGCUCCGUAGGCUGCAGCCUCUAGGGGGUGACAUGGCCAAAGAUGCUUGAGCAGGUCCCAGGCCACCCAGCAGAGGGGCGAUGGCAGGGCAGAUACAAUCCGCGCACCGCACAGCAUAUAGAGUAGCCGACAGGUCCCAGGAAAUUAGUCCCAGCAAGGUGGACAUCGCCUCUGUGGGAGCUGCCUUUGCUGGCUAACAUACCAGUGUGAAAGGCAAGUGCGAGCUUUGAGCUGGGGGAGCCGAGGAAAGGAGCUGACUCGCGAAAGCAAUCUAACAUAUGGCGUAUACAACCCAGCCGGCUGCAAUUUCUAUGGGGGGGCUGGGAGCAAAGCCCCGUUCCGGUCCCAGCGCCCUCGCUGGUUUUCCCGCCGGCUCCCGCAAUCCACUGCCACCUCUUUAUUUCUGCUGACGUGUCUUUGAGGGCAAUUCUGUCUCUGUUUUUAAUACUUUUGUGAAACCGGAGCCUGGGUUGUAAACGAAUCCCGCGUUGCACGGAGAAGAGAGUUGGGUCCUGUGGGAUCUGCUUAUUAAAAAGGAACUAGAAACAAUAGGGACUUACUGCCAGGAGGUCCUCGCGGAGUUGCUUUAAUAAAUAGAAUAUGUCAAGGC
Messenger RNA from Trachemys scripta elegans, 4561 nucleotides. RefSeq names its product ras homolog family member G (gene RHOG). The transcript has 2 exons. The coding region runs from base 261 to 836 and encodes 191 amino acids. NCBI's taxonomy places the organism in Eukaryota, Metazoa, Chordata, Testudines, Emydidae. The record is from RefSeq and is a predicted model, not a curated record. Gene Ontology annotation, molecular function: protein kinase binding; GTP binding; GTPase activity. Gene Ontology annotation, cellular component: cell cortex; cell projection; plasma membrane. Gene Ontology annotation, biological process: establishment or maintenance of cell polarity; small GTPase-mediated signal transduction; actin filament organization.